Molecule: messenger RNA, 5559 nt
Organism: Siniperca chuatsi (mandarin fish)
Lineage: Eukaryota; Metazoa; Chordata; Actinopteri; Centrarchiformes; Sinipercidae
Gene: adra2b
Product: adrenoceptor alpha 2B
Exons: 2
Coding region: 937-2520 (527 amino acids)
Biological process (GO): adenylate cyclase-activating adrenergic receptor signaling pathway
Cellular component (GO): membrane
Molecular function (GO): G protein-coupled receptor activity
Source: RefSeq, a predicted model, not a curated record
AAAAGAAGCGCAAGAGGGAGAUGGGAGGCACCCCACUUAUUAGAUUUCGUCGUACGGUCCUGUUCACAAGUGAAGAUGCAGCUGCGCCUCUGUGAGGCAGCCUGUGAUCUGAUCCAGCGCAGCGGCUGAAUCAUGGCAUCCCGGUGAAGUUUGAGGAGACAGAAGCGCCAAGGACCGAGAAACAACUCCUGAAACGCACAGACUGAAGCUGCUCUGCAGGGAUCAUUUGACUACUGAAGAAGCACGUUUUGACCACAUAUCUGGCUUCACGCGCAGAGCUGGAGAGCUUGAGGUUCACUUUGAGUUUUCUCUUGUUCGAUUGACUGGAAACACUGUCAUCAGUCAGGUUAUUCUUCGCAGGGAAACACCAGUAUCUUUUCAUUAGUAAAUCACUGCAAAUAUUAACUUUAUUUCACUUUAUCUAAACCAUUCUGUGUUGGCUAUGAGACUCAGUUAUACGCGCGUCUCCAAACGAGGACGCACGGAGAUCUCACAAGUGUCGAGAUUAUUUACUCUAAUCCGAUCUCUUAUAUUCAAUGUCGCCUUGCUGUAGACGACCCCAAAUUAGAUAAUUAUAAAUUAAAUAUUCCCAUCUUCAAGACACUAAUUAAUCCGCUGAGGAAAAAAAGGAUCAAACUUGCGUGCGUUAAAGAAGUUUUAUUUCUUCGGGCUGCAUUGUAACUCUGCAGAGGUUAAUGCGCAGCAGUCAGCGUCACAAAAAAUUACUUUUGUUUUUGGAAAAUAAUCUGUUCUACAACGUGGCAAGUCUUUUUAAUUGAAAAGCACUGAUCCGUGUCUUGACGCAUUGCCCAGGACUGUUUUGUGUGCUUAAAAUGGACUUGGAAGACCUGCCGUGGAGGAUGCAAGGGAGCUAACAUUUGGACAACACAGAGACAAAACGAGAACAAUUGAGAUUCCUGGAAAGCUAAUCCCAGCAUGGCCUCGGUUCUGGACAGCGGCUGCUCCAUGGAGCUGAGCGGCUGGAACAGCAGUGUGAGCAGCGCCGGAGCCUCCGUCCCCUGCAACCAGAGCAUCCUGCAGCUCGCCCCUUACUCCCCUGAAGCCACGGCGGCCUUCGCCACAGCCAUAACCUUGAUGGUCGUCUUCACCAUCGUGGGUAACAUCAUGGUCAUCAUCGCUGUCCUGACCAGCCGGUCCCUCAGAGGUCCGCAGAAUCUGUUCUUAGUGUCACUGGCUGCUGCAGACAUUUUAGUGGCCACACUCAUCAUCCCUUUCUCUCUGGCCAAUGAACUGCUUGGUUACUGGUACUUCAAGUCUCUGUGGUGUGAGAUCUACCUGGCGCUGGAUGUGCUGUUCUGCACCUCCUCCAUUGUGCACCUGUGCGCCAUCUCACUGGACCGCUACCUGUCAAUUUCCAGGGUUACUUAUGGGCGUCAGCGGACUCCCAAACGAAUCAAAGCCGCCAUUGUUGUGGUGUGGCUCAUCUCUGCCAUCAUCUCCUUCCCUCCCCUGCUCUCACUGAACAAAAGCGAAGCAGGGGACCUGGGGACUGAGAGAGGACCUCAGUGCCAGCUGAAUGAUGAGCGCUGGUACAUCCUUUACUCCACCAUCGGCUCCUUCUUCGCUCCAUGCCUCAUCAUGAUCUUGGUCUACAUAAGAAUAUACCAAAUUGCCAAGCAGAGAACACGUUGCCCACCAGGAGAGCCCAGGAAGGAUGGGGUCGGCUGUGCUACACCAAGUCAGCCUCCUAGACAUGUACAAGCCAACGGGAAGGAUGAUGAAGAAAGCACACCGCCUUCAUCGAACAAAACCUCCAAUGCCAGACCCCCCACCCUUGCCAUCACCCCAUCUCCUUCCCUGGGAGAGUCUCCGACCUCCCAGAAUCCCAUCUCCAAUAAUCUCCUGCAACCUCCAUCCCCUUCUCUAGCCAUGACCCCUGUCACAACCUCCCCUGAUACCUUUCCCCAUGGCCCCUCAACCCCCUCCUCUGUGCCUCAGUCUUCCCCUGCCAAGACUAAAGAGAAGGGGAAGAAGGGCAAACGGCAGGGAGGGAAAAAAUCUGACAAUAACAAUGGUGACAGCUCAAGCACAGAGAGCGAUAUGGAGCACAGCCAUGGAGGAGGCCGAGGCAGCACCAGCAUGCCAGGGUCACCGACAGGAGGAGGUAUCCACUCCCCGGCCUCAGUCAAGCGCUACCGGGACAUGAUCGCCACUUCAAAGGGGGCUCGGCUGGUGCCAGGGAGCAAGUCAAAAACAGAGAACAACCCUGGAGCGGCGAGGCGUAAAGCGAUGGUCAACAGAGAGAAACGUUUCACUUUUGUUCUGGCAGUGGUCAUCGGCGUCUUUGUGGUGUGCUGGUUCCCGUUCUUCUUCUCCUACUCUCUACAGGCAGUGUGCCCAGACACGUGUACCAUCCCUGAUCCACUCUUUAAGUUUUUCUUCUGGAUCGGUUACUGCAACUCCUCUCUGAACCCAGUCAUAUACACCAUCUUCAACAAAGACUUCAGAAAGGCCUUCAAAAAGAUUCUUUGCAGAAGCACCAAGGGUACUUUCUUUUAGCAUAUACAUCUGCUGUAUAGGACAUGGACACAAAAAAAUCAAUAUUUCUGAGGCACAGAGGAAAAAAAAUCAUUUCCAUUCUUUAGAACACUCAAAGGGCUGUUUUAAAAAUAUGUUGAACUGUGGAAAUUCCAGCAUAAAAUUCAGAACUGAGAGCCACUGUCUUACAGCCAUGGUGUGCGCAAACAGGCAACUUGAAAUCCCAGCUUGCAGCUGACACAUACAAACAUUUUUAGAGGGUGUGGGGUGCAAACAGGACAUGGAAUAGAGGCAGUGCAAGACACUAAACGGCUUAUUGCUGAUAAGAUUUUGAAUGCAGAGUUUAUCUCCGGAUCACAUUGAAUAAUGGAUAAUGCUAGGACACAGGGUGGUGCAGAAUCAUAGACGAAAUGUAGACACACUCUAUAAAACUUUCUUGAAGAAAGCAGGAGAAGAUAAUUGACUUCUGAAUAAGAAUACUGAAUGUUUAAUUUAUAAUAUAAAAUGUUUUGUUGUUAUUAAGGACUCCAGGACUAAUGGGGAAAGAAAACAGGUAAGAAGAAGGAAAAGUGACCUUAGAUUCCUGUGAGCCUAGGGCCCUUUAUUUAUCAAUACAGAGCAUAUGGAGCACACAAGGUUAAUGGUGAUUUCUUACGUCUGCAGUCUUAAUUUACCCAGAUGCAGGGCAAACAUGGGUCCCUCGAUUUUUAUCUAAACGCGCAACAACAACAGAAGAUUUCUGACAAUCUUAAAUGUUAUAGCACAGACAAGGGCGCCCUGUUCAACUGAACUUGUGGACUUGGAAAACCUUUGUGGAAAGCCUUCCUGUCAGACACCAUGCUCUUGGCUUGGUAUGGGUCAUAAUGGACACUCAGGUUGUUUGUAAUGACACUCUUGGCUUUCACCUUUCAUGAAAUACACAAUAAGCUGAAGUGUGUUGGAUUUGGGACUUAAAAGAAAACCACGUGUAUGUUAUUGAGAUGUAAAAGUAAGACAGUGUGACCCCCUCAUCCUCUUAGCUUGCUGUUUCCUGCUUUUUAACUUAACUGGGACUAUCACGUCAAUGGACUGGACUGUGUAACUGUUCUAAUGAACUGCCUCAGUAUUUGGACAUUUAAGUAACAAUCAAAACUAUUUUUAGCCUCUGGAAAGUGCUUCAGAGGUUAUUCACAGUAUCUAAUGGGAGGUGCAUCUGCUGAAGACUAAAAAAACUAGAUUCUUACUAUUAUACAUGUGAACAUUUUUUUUCCAGAAACCCUGCUUCACCAUAAGCAGCAGUAUUUAGCAGGUAGACAUUUACAUUAACUGUAAAGGACAUAUGGACAAUGUAAUUAUGGAUGUGUAAUGUUACCCCCAAUUACGCCUACAUGGGCUAUUCUGAGAACUAUUUGGCUGAGUCACUCCUUACCAACGCCUCUGGCACAUCAUCGCCUGCAGUAGACCUCUACAUGGCACAUUGGUUUGUUGCUGAAAGGCGAGAGGAUGAAUGGUACAUUUAUUUUUCUCACCAAGAGACUGGGGCUCCUCCACAUGAAAAAAAAGAAAAAAUGUGUUUGUAAUUGUGAACAGCACACAGGCUUAUUGACUCAAUGGGACAAGGGCUGUCAUCAGCAACACUUCAAUUUACUAAUUGUCUAAUUCUGCUGACCUGUGUGUGUGUGUGUGUGUGUGUGUGUGUGUGUGUGUGUGUGUGUGUGUGUGUGUGUGUGUGUGUAUAUGUGUGUGCGUGCCGACUUACGUAUGUUUUUCUGUAGAAAGUGUCAGUGCCUCCUCUGGCUGCUAUGUACCACAGAUCUACUGCAAUAUUGAUAAGAGACCGGCUUUCCUGGUGCAGGCAUCACUUUGCUGUCUGUCAUGUGUAUGUUUCUACUUGAUGGAAAGUAGUAUAUCGCUAUGUUGAGAAAGUCUUAGUGAACUGAAAGUCAGUGUUUAUCAGUGAUAUUGAGUACAUGGCUUUUUAGUGAUCACCCUCAAGGGACCAAAGAGCCUUAUAGGACACCAGCCUGACUCAGUGAUAUCUGGCUCUGUGUUGCUUUAAUGAAAUAUUACUUUACCUUUGGUGUAUGUAACGGGAGGCAAAGAUUGACUGUAUUAUUUAUUUCAAACUAUUUUGUGUUUUCUGUCUGUUACCUAUUUAUUGUUCAGUCACUGUGCUUUUAUUCUGAAAGUCAAGCAAAGUGGAGCUGAUCAAAGAGCGAGAACACUGUACAGAUUUUUAAUAUCUUCAAUAAGAGCAAAAUUGAUUUUUGCCAUCAAGCUCUUGCUUUGUGAGACUGAGCUACAUUUGAGCUUGAGGGAUGUAUUUGUGUUGAAUUGAAGGAACAUGAACUUUGAGUUAUGUGCAGAACCUAACAAUGCAACAUUUGUCAACAUUGUUUCAUCUAGUUGUAGUACAGUAAAAUGUUCAAUCAGAGAUACAAGCACAUUCAUGGAUGUACAAUUUAUCAAACAUACUGCAGCAGGAAAACCUCUCUUCACCGGUGCCACUUUUUUUCAAACGUUUCCUGAAAAAGUAAUCGAACAUGAAAAUGUCAAUAGCACCAGAAGCCAGUUUCAGUUGGAUGAUUUGCAGGCUUUGUGCAGGACAUUAAGGCUACAAUCCAUACCACACAGAGCUGCUUGGAGAUUCAAAUAACUGAUAGAACAAAUGGUUGAGAGUAAGAGCUCCUGUUCCCUGUCCUCUCUGUCCAUCUGAAAUAAUUUCUCUCCAGAAAUACAAACAGCUAUAACAACGCAAUUAUAACAAAAAUAGCCACAGAGGUCAUGGAUUCAUAGCUGUUUCCAAUAAAUAUGAUUUGCAAUGCCCCUCAAACCCUCCAACUAUGGCUUUAUGUGGUGAGAUUGCUGCUUUGUUUAUUGUAAAAAAGUCUGAAUUAUGGCUUAAAGGCGACAGAUGCAGUAAUCUGCCUCUUGAUCACCAUCUUUUCCCCCGAAACAGCCUGUACGGUCUCUUCUCCUACUGUGUUUGGACCAUACUGCAUGGUCUGAGCUUUACAAUCUUCUAUCCCCCAUCUCUCAUCAUCCCUCUCCAGUUUGGAAAUAAAGCUACUUGAAAAAGCA